AUAGCACUUCACUCUUAAGUGGCGUAACACUUAUUUAAGAUAAAACAACUGCCAAGUAUAUAAAAACGGAAUUUUUCAUUUAAAAUCACAGUAUACCCCUCUGAGAAGUAACUAAAAACGAUGAACAAAAUAGUAGCAUUGAUUGCGGUUUGUUUCGUGGCCAUCCAGGCCGCGAACGUCGUAAAUGUGGUGCGAGAUGGCAAACUCGAAGGCGCAGCAGACGACGUUAAGGAACUCUACUACAAACUCCUAGAGAAACUGGGCGAGGCGAUCACGGGAGCGAAUAACACGAUGAACGAAGCUCUGGACGCGGCCAAAGCUUACGCCGUCGAAGUCGAAACGGCUGCCAAAGCGGAAAUCCAGAGUACGCUGGAUAGUUUCCAGGCCCAGCUGGAUGAACUGAAUCAAAAAGCUAAAGAUGCAGGUAUCGACAUCACCGAAUGCCGUAAAUACGAAACUCAAUUCACCCAAUUGCCCGACACUCUCAUGGACGAGAUCGUCGCCUGCGUGAACCAACAAAUCAGCAAAGCCCAAAGCGAGAUCAACUCGGCAAUGAAUACCGCGAUGGCCAUCCAACAAGACUACUACAACAUCGAAAAGGAAAUCGACGAUUGUGGAAGUGGCUGGAAAGCAGUCACUUGUUUGGCCGAGCUGAGCGUGAAAAUCGCCGACGACACCAUCGAAGGCCCCUCCAAGAUCUCCGAUAACGUUAACAAUACCGUAACCAUCAUACAGAACGCCUGGCCGGAAAUUAAACAGUGUGCCACCAACGCUGUGGAAAAGGCUCCCAGUCAAGCCGCGCAGAUUGUUAAAGAUUUCGCUGUAUGUUGUGCUAUACCAUAAGUUUUGGAAUUAAAUUAAUUAAAUGUAGUACUUUUUUUAA
Molecule: messenger RNA, 883 nt
Organism: Anthonomus grandis grandis
Lineage: Eukaryota; Metazoa; Arthropoda; Insecta; Coleoptera; Curculionidae
Exons: 3
Coding region: 121-843 (240 amino acids)
Source: RefSeq, a predicted model, not a curated record